GAACAAAUAUUGCUGGUCAUCGCGGUUACUUUCUAACAAACGAUGGUGUGGAUCUUAACCUGGCGCUUAUACAAUAUGGACUUUCGUUUCUGAAAAAAAAGGGAUACAAAAAAUUACAGACACCUUUUUUCAUGAGAAAAGAGUAUAUGGCUAAGACAGCUCAACUGGAACAGUUCGACGAAGAGUUGUAUAAGGUUGGUGGAGAUGGCGAGGAUAAAUAUUUAAUUGCAACUUCUGAACAACCUAUUUCUGCGUUUCACGCUAAUGAAUGGUUCGAAAGGCCAACAGAACAGUUGCCUGUAAAAUACGCCGGAUACUCGACGUGUUUUCGUAAAGAAGCUGGGGCGCACGGAAAAGAUACAUGGGGCAUCUUUCGCGUACAUCAGUUUGAGAAGAUCGAACAAUUCGUCCUUACCGAACCAGAAAAGUCUUGGGAACAAUUUGAAGAGAUGAUUGAUAAUUCAGAGCAAUUUUAUCAGUCUUUGGGUUUGCCUUAUCGAAUAGUUUCCAUUGUUUCAGGUGCUCUUAAUAAUGCAGCAGCAAAGAAAUACGAUCUUGAAGCUUGGUUCCCUUUUCAGAAAGAAUACAAAGAAUUAGUUAGUUGUUCCAAUUGUACAGAUUAUCAGUCUAGGCGAUUAGAAAUUAGGUGUGGUGUAAAGAAGAUGGGAGAUCGUGAAAAGAAAUACGUGCAUUGUUUAAAUGCCACCUUGUGUGCCACCGAAAGAGCAUUAUGUUGCAUUUUGGAAAAUUAUCAAACUUCUGAGGGCGUCAUUAUACCGGAACCUCUUCGGCCUUAUAUGGAAGAUAGAGAUUUCUUACCAUUUGUCAAACCCUUACCAAAGAAAAA
This is a messenger RNA of Acaulospora morrowiae, 847 nucleotides long. Lineage: Eukaryota; Fungi; Glomeromycota; Glomeromycetes; Diversisporales; Acaulosporaceae. The record is from the annotation of a GenBank genome assembly.